Messenger RNA from Urocitellus parryii (Arctic ground squirrel), 1601 nucleotides. The record is from RefSeq and is a predicted model, not a curated record. NCBI's taxonomy places the organism in Eukaryota, Metazoa, Chordata, Mammalia, Rodentia, Sciuridae.
UCCCCCUCCGGCUCCUACCUCUCAGCGCUCACCCGAGACUUAGGACCAGAGUCUGCACCUCCUCCAGGGCAGUUCCGGCCYCAGACCCCCAGGCCCUGGGUUGAGGGGUGCUGGCCGUGGGAGGCAGGGACAGUAGGUUCCCUACCCCCGCCGCCGCCGCCUCUUCUUCCACCACUGCCGCCGCCUCCUCUUCAUCUGCGGCCCACCGGCGGCGGCCGCCCCGAAGCCCCGCCCCCUCCAUCGCCUCCUGCAUCAUCACUUCCGGUAACCCCGCCGGCCGCCAGCUCCAGGAGGGAGAAUGGGAGAGGGGCGGGGAGGGAACGGGUGGAAGAUUACGUCACGGCGUACGCAAAGACGUACGAAGCCAUAGCCAAAUGACAACAGCAACACGACAAGAAGUUCUUGGCCUCUACCGCCGGGUUUUCAGGCUUGCAAGGAAAUGGCAGGCGGCAUCAGGGCAGAUGGAAGACACCAUCAGAGAAAAACAGUACAUACUCAACGAAGCAAGAACACUAUUCCAGAAAAACAAAAACCUCACAGACAGAGACCUGAUUAAACAGUGUAUAGAUGAAUGCACAGCCAGAAUUGAAAUUGGACUACAUUACCAGAUUCCUUACCCAAGGCCUAUUCAUCUGCCUCCAAUGGGCCUUACACCACUACAAGGCCGGGGACUUCGAACCCAGGAGAAACUGAGGAAACUUUCCAAACCAGUGUAUCUCAAGUCCCAUGAUGAAGUUUCUUAACCAGAAGUCAAUUUAUUUCCAAGARUGAUGAGCCAUCUCUGUCUUAAAUGGAAACCAGAAUACAGCACUCUUCACCUUUAUUAGGGACAAAAAAACAAGCUGCUUCUUCGGACCUCCACAACUAGUCCUCAUCCAUAGUAUGUGUCUACACAUCACAAGGGUUUGUUUGGGUCUUGCUGCCUGAGCAGAUGGCAUUAACCCUAGAGGUCACUAAAGUCACCUUUAGAAACAGGUGGGAGGAAAGCUAAAGGUGAUGAAAUUUUUCAUGGGAAUGCUGUUUGCCACACAUCAGCCAAUGCAAAGCAUCAGUUGUUGGUAUAGAAGUUCUUUUGGCUAUUCAAAAACUAUAAACUCCUUCAAAAUAUUUUUUUAAAGGAGACUUAUUUUUUGUACUGGCAGCUGGGAUGUUUUACCACUGAGCUACAUACCCAUGCACGGCACCCACCUUCCUGCAUCCCGUUUGAUUUAAUCAGAGUUAGGGCCUUACUAAGUUGCUGAGGCUGGCCUCAAAUUUGUGAUCCUACUGCAUCGGCCUCUUGAGUUACUGGGAUUAUAGGCAUGUGCCACUAUACCCAGCAAGCAAAAUGUUAUAGAUUUACAUAAAAGUGGUUGUUUCUGUGUGAGCUUGUUUAUARUCUUGUGAUCCUUUCAAUUUCCAGAUGAACUCCCUUUAAAAAGUAAGAUUGAUCAUGGUGUUUCAAUCUGACCAUGGAAAUUUUAUGUGACACCUAUGCCCCCCCUCCCCAUACACAAAAGCGCAUGCCUUAGUUAAAUGUGUGUUUAUCUUUGUGUGUGUGUGUGUGUGUGUGUGUGUGUGUGUGCGCGCAUGCGUGCGCGUGGUAUGGUACUAGGGAUAGA